CGCCGGGGAGAGGCCGCGGCAGCCAGCAGCGACACGCGACCCCUCGAGAUGCUGGAGGCAGUCGCGCUGCUGACUGCGGCUGUGGUCGCCGCGGGCGGGCAGCCGUGGGCGCUCCCGGCGCUGGACGACGACGUGUACGACUUCGUGGUGGUCGGCGCCGGGUCGGCGGGCAGCGUGGUGGGCAGCCGGCUGUCGGAGAACCCUCGCUGGAAGGUGGCGGUGCUGGAGGCCGGGGGAGAGGAGCCCCGCUGGACGGACGUCCCUGGCUUCCAGGACCUCGGCGUGGGCAGCGACGCCGACUGGCGCUACAGGAGCCGGCCGCAGCGGCGGUCCUGCCCGCGAGGAUGCCCGGUGCCCGCGGGGAAGUGCCUCGGGGGCUCCAGCACCAUGGGGGACAUGCUCUACUCCCGGGGGACUCCCUGGGACUUCGACCGCUGGCGGGCCUCUGGGAACUACGGCUGGGGGUACAGCGACGUGCGCUGCUACUUCGAUAGGUCCCUACGAAGCUUUCCCAAAGUCGAUGUGGAAAUGUCCGAAACUUUAGAAAAUCUUCCGUACGUGGACGAGAAUGUCACGAUUCUUUUCAAGGCUUUCUUGGAGUUGGGCUUCGUAAACAUCAGCUCUGUCGAGCCCGAAGAAGGUGUGGGCAUUGCCAAGACAAUGUACAGAAACGGCAACCGCGUAAGUUCGCAUAAAGCUUUCUUGAAGCCGGUGCUAGAGUGCCGGUCGAAUCUACGGUUGAUUGCCUACGCUACGGUGACGCGGGUUCUUGUGGACUCAAGUCGAAUGUUGGUGUACGGUGUUGAGUAUGCUACACGGACGGGAAAUAUACGCAAACUGUUUGCUAACAGAGAAGUUAUUUUGUGCGCCGGUGCUAUCGGUUCCCCGAAGAUACUUAUGCUGUCAGGUAUCGGUCCUCGGGAAGUUUUAGAACCCCUUAACAUCCCUGUCAUCCAAGAACUGAUGGUCGGCACCAACUUGCAAGACCACGUAACUUUUAAUGGUUUUCUGAUAUUCCUUAAUGGAACUGCCCAAAUGCCAAGUCCUGAAGAGAGGUACCGUUACUUGAUCGAGUAUUUAUGGACCAGAAAUGGCCCGUUUGUUGGAACGGGCCCACUUCAACUGGUUGCAUACAUAAACUCUAGACUUGUCAGCGCCCAUCCGUUUGUUAACAUUCCAGACAUUUUCUUCCGCUUCGUUCCAGAUAAUCGCAAGGGAGACCCAUGCUGUUUCUACAAAAGAAUUUACGUUCGACCUACUGUACUACGACCCCGUAGCAAGGGUAGGGUGUUGAUCAACAGCACAGACCCUUUCCAGCCUCCAGUGAUUGUACUGAACUACUUGGAACACGAGCUCGAUGAACUCCUCCUCCUGGAAGGCACGUACUUCAUUCAGGAGUUUUUGAUGAAAUCUGGUACCCUGAGACGUGCUGGGUAUGUGCCACAGUGGGAGAUAAUCGAGGAAUGCCAGCACCUGAAGCCGCACACACGCACGUACUGGCGGUGCAUGAUCAGGGCAACCACUGCCAGUGGGUACAACGUCGUGGGCACUUGUUCCAUGGGACCACCUUCCGAUUCGUUUUCCGUGGUGGAUCCCCAGCUGCAAGUCUACGGCCUGUUGAACCUGAGGGUGGCCGAUGCAUCUGUCAUGCCGCACGCUGUGACAGGGGGGACCGGCGCUUCGUGUCUCAUGAUUGGAGAAAAAGCUUCAGACCUUAUCAAAUACAAGUGGCUUUCAGGCAACUUUUAUGGCGUGUUUUCACAGUGACAAUCCACGAAGGAAAAAUAAUGCUCAAUUUCAAGAAUAGUGCACUUUUCGAGCAAUCAAGAAAAUUUGUGAAUCAAAUCAAUAACAAAAUUUCAAUGUAGUGUAUAUUUAAAAUGAAAAAUCAAAUAAUAAAAAUAUAUUAAGGACUUAAAUACGCCUGUAUGAACUAUUUGCAAUGAAUGCACGCAAGUAUCAUCAUAUUUAUUGUGUGUGUGUGUUUAUCAACUGUCAGUGGCGGUAAUCGCUGAAGCACUGAUGCUAAUAACGUGAGGAUCAUUGGUUCGAUUCCAAUCUCUGAUAUGACUCAGCUUAUAAGCCCGAAGUUGGAGUCCAAGUUGUUUCGAGCACACUAUUAUAUACUUAGCUCUCUGUGCAUAACCAUGCGAUGGAAAACUCUCACAUUGUCCUUGUUAUAUUUUGUUAGAUGUCCAGCACGAUAUAAUUUUGGUUUCCAAUUUUAGUUAGAUGUUGAAAGCUCUUUACUGUAUACUGUAAUUAUUAUUGUCCCAUCAUAAAAAA
Messenger RNA from Bacillus rossius redtenbacheri, 2286 nucleotides. Its product is annotated as glucose dehydrogenase [FAD, quinone]-like. Gene Ontology annotation, molecular function: oxidoreductase activity, acting on CH-OH group of donors; flavin adenine dinucleotide binding. Lineage: Eukaryota; Metazoa; Arthropoda; Insecta; Phasmatodea; Bacillidae. The record is from RefSeq and is a predicted model, not a curated record. The coding region runs from base 49 to 1767 and encodes 572 amino acids. The transcript has 2 exons.